AUGUCUUUCCUAGCCAUUGAGGGUUACCAUGCGUUUGUGACCGGGGCGCAAGGCGGAAUCGGGAGGACCAUUGUGCAAGAGCUACGAGCCAAUGGAUGCAAAGUCACGGCUCACGAUCUCAAGCCCGCACCGACUUCUGAGGACGCCGACACCUUCAAUGUCUCAGGCGACAUAUCAAACGAGGAAUCCAUCUCGAAAGCCAUGCAGUCGGCGGUGGAACGGUUUGGACCUAUCAACAUUCUCGUGGCCAACGCAGGUAUCACCAACGAGGCCAGCCACCCAAACAUCUGGGAGCUGCCGCUCGAGACUUGGGAGAAGGUGUACCGUGUCAACGUUCGAGGCUGCUUCCUCACAAUCAAGCACUUCAUUCGAGCCGCCAUCCGCGCACAGGAGCAGAACGGUGGCAAGGAGCUGGAGAACCUGUCCAUUAUCGUAACGGGCAGUGAAUGCGGCAAAUUCGGCCAAGCAGGUCACUCAGAGUAUGCAAGCGGGAAAGCAGGCCUACAGUACGGACUGGUGCCUACUGUUAAGAACGAGAUCGUGCGCAUCAACUCGAAGGCGCGGAUCAAUGCUGUUGCGCCUGGGUGGGUGAACACAGAGCUGAUUGGGGAGCGACUGGACGAUCCAAGGGAGCUGUACUUUGAGGGUCAGGGGACUGUCGCUCUCAGGAAGAUCGCGAGGCCAGAGGAUGUGGCGACAGCUGUAUGCUUUCUUGCCAGUCAUCGGGCGAGCGGACAUACAAGUGGGCAGGUCAUUAGUGUUGACGGCGGCAUGGAGGGUAGGGUGGUCUGGAGAGAGGAAGAGCUACCCGACUCUCGACCCUUUUACAUAUACCAUCACCACAUAUCAAUCAUGUCUCAAACAAGCCCCCGGGCCAAGAUCAACAUCGCACUCGGCAUCGACUUUGAUGCCAUCUCUGGUUGGCUAGGGACCGGCGCCCAUCCCAACAACACAACAUCAGAUUACUCUGCUGGCUACUUCAGUGCGCAUGUCGGCGUGCCUCGCCUGCUGGCCCUCUUCGAUCGCCUUCAAAUCUCCGACAAGGUCACCUGGUGCAUACCUGGACACUCGAUCGAGACCUUCCCAUCCCAGACCCGUGCUAUUGUUGCCUCGGGUGCCGAGAUAGCCCUGCAUGGUUACGCCCACGAGAGUGCCCGCCAGAUGACAGGACAGCAGGAACGUGACGUGCUGGAGAAGUGCAUCUCUCUUGUCGAAGGCCUUACAGGAAAGAGGCCGCGAGGAUAUCGGGCACCGCUGUAUCAACUAUCGGAACGAACCAUCUCACUUCUACAAGAAUACGACUUCCUCUGGGACUCCUCACUCUCACACUACGACAGCGUACCGUAUUUUCUCCCCAAAGAUCCCAUGCCAAUCAAGCCAAUCGACUUUCGACCAGACGCCAAAGCCGAGGAGUGGAUGCACCCUUCGCCGAACUUCAACGACUUGCCCAAGAGCGGCUUGAUCGAAAUCCCCUGCAACUGGUAUGCCGAGGACAUGACGCCUCUGCAGUUCUUCCCCAACACUCCCAAUUCGGCAGGGUAUGUAGACGUUAGGGUAGUGGAGAGGAUGUGGAUGGAUAGGUUUGAGUGGCUCAGAAAGGAGAUGGUAAUGGGGACCAGGAAGGAUGAGGUGAUAGUGUACAGCCUGGUGAUCCACCCUGACACCAGUGGGAUGGCGCAUGUGAUAGGGAUGUUGGAGAGGUUCUUGGAGUGGUUACGAGCAUUCGGCGAGGAGGUGGAGUUCAAACGAUACGAAGACAUCGCAGAGGAGUGGAGGGCAACGCGCGGAGGUGAGAAGUAA
This is a messenger RNA of Zasmidium cellare ATCC 36951, 1800 nucleotides long. RefSeq lists its product as uncharacterized. Gene Ontology annotation, biological process: carbohydrate metabolic process. NCBI's taxonomy places the organism in Eukaryota, Fungi, Ascomycota, Dothideomycetes, Mycosphaerellales, Mycosphaerellaceae. The transcript has 4 exons. The record is from RefSeq and is a predicted model, not a curated record. Gene Ontology annotation, molecular function: hydrolase activity, acting on carbon-nitrogen (but not peptide) bonds. Bases 1 to 1800 code for a protein of 599 amino acids.